UUGAUUUGCAGGAACGAUUCAGUUUUUCGGAUUCUCAUCCUGAUUGUUAGCUGAUUUGUCGUAGCUGGAUCAAUUUAUACUUGAUUUUGUGUUUCUGAGGAGGAAUUGUAUUGUUACUGAUGUAAGUUUCAGUCUCUUCGCUUGAGUUGAUUCCGAUUGAAUGAGUUCAUUGGUUUUAUAGCAGCAAAAAACUCUUAAAUUGGAGUAUUCAUUGAUCAAUGUGGACUAGCGGGAUGGUUUGAGAAAAUUUUCUGGAUAGGAGUUGUUUUCGACUCUUGAGUCAUGGGUAGUAGUGAGAUGGAUACACCGCCAAAGGCGUCGAAGUCCUCGACUUCAACUUCCACACCGGCAACUCAGGAGCAGCCUCCUACAACGAGUGCUGCAGCUGUUUAUGAUUGGUCUGGAUUUCAGGCAUAUUCCCCUAUUCCUCCGCCUGGUUUCUUUCACUCUCCAGUAGCUUCAAGUCCCCAACCACACCCGUAUAUGUGGGGAGCUCAGCAUCUUAUGCCUCCAUAUGGGACUCCACCACCUCCAUAUGUUGCAAUGUACCCGCAUGGUGGGAUAUACACGCACCCAACUAUUCCUCCGGGUUCUCACCCAUUCAGUCCUUAUGCUAUGCCUUCUCCGAAUGGAAAUGCUGAGGCUUCCGGAACUGUUCCUGGUGGUGCGGAAGUGAAUGGCAAGUCAUCAGAUGGUAAGGAAAGAAGUCCCCUCAAGAGGUCAAAAGAAAGUUUAGGCAGUUUGAAUAUGCUCACAGGCAAGAAUAAUGAGGUGGGUAAAACAUCUGGAGCAUCUGCCAAUGGAGUUUUCUCCCAAAGUGCUGAGAGUGGAAGUGAAGGCUCAAGUGAAGGAAGUGAUGCCAAUUCUCAGAAUGAUUCACAACAGAAAACAGGCGUUGGUCAAGAUUCUUGGGGAGCUGAAGCAUCCCAGAAUGGUAAUGCUGUGCGUGGUCCUCAGAAUGGAGCAUCUCGUACUCCACCAAAUACAAUUUUAAACCAGACAGUGGCGAUCAUGCCAAUGCAAGCAGCUGCUGUUCCUGGAGGUGUUGCUGGUCCAACUACAAACUUAAAUAUUGGGAUGGAAUAUUGGGGUGCACCUGCUGCAUCAUCUAUCCCUGCCCUGCGUGGGAAGGUACCUUCUACUCCAGUUCCAGGAACAAUGGUCCCUACCGGUGCAGUUGGAUCUCGUGAGGGCGUGCCGACGGAGCUUUGGAUACAGGAUGAGAGAGAAAUAAAAAGGCAGAGAAGAAAACAGUCAAACAGGGAAUCUGCCCGUCGAUCCAGGUUGCGCAAGCAGGCUGAAUGUGAGGAGCUGGCCCAACGUGUUGAAAUUUUGAAAGAAGAGAACACCACUCUCAGAUCUGAAGUCGGUCGUAUCCGCAGCGAGUAUGAGCAGCUUCUCUCACAGAAUAUUUCCCUGAAGGAGAGACUCGGGGAAAUCCCUGGAGAUCAUGAAGAUCCAAUAACUGGCAGGAAUGAACAACAAUCUGGCAAUGAUGAUCAACAUGCUGAGCAAACAGAACUUGUGCAGAGUGGUCAAUAAGACCAGCAGCACUGCUUCCAACCCAUUUUCCUGGAGCAUAACCUAACCCAUUAGCAGAAACUUGUCAUUUACGUUUUAUUGUUUUCAAAAAUUCAUCAUAGCUGACCUUUCCAAACUUGGGGAUCUGUUUAUACCAGAAUUGUAUAAUCCCUCAUUGUCGUUUGAAAGUAUCUUUAAUAGUUGAAGCCCUAGUAGGACACGUAGAGGGUGGGAACCGGGAACCUUAUAUUACAUUUCUAUGUUAGAGGAAGGGUAGCAGCUAGAUCAUCUUACCUACCUGUAUUAUUAAAGUCUAUGCAAUGUGUAACCAAAGAGACUGAUUUAAUAAAUAACAAAUAUGAUGUA
Telopea speciosissima is the source of this 1887-nucleotide messenger RNA. Its product is annotated as bZIP transcription factor 16-like. Gene Ontology annotation, cellular component: nucleus. Gene Ontology annotation, molecular function: sequence-specific DNA binding; DNA-binding transcription factor activity. The transcript has 13 exons. Gene Ontology annotation, biological process: regulation of DNA-templated transcription. The record is from RefSeq and is a predicted model, not a curated record. Lineage: Eukaryota; Viridiplantae; Streptophyta; Magnoliopsida; Proteales; Proteaceae. The coding region runs from base 283 to 1542 and encodes 419 amino acids.